AUGACACGGCUGCUUCUGCUCACUGUGGCCCUGCUAGUCCUGGGUCAUGUGCCACCAGGGAGAAGUGAGUUCAAGCGGUGUUGGCAAGGCCAAGGGGCCUGCCGCACUUACUGUACGAGGCAAGAGUCCUACAUGCACCUGUGUCCGGAUGCCUCCUUGUGCUGCCUCGCCUACACCCUGAAGCCUCCCCGGGUCCCCAAGGUGGACGACAAGUAA
This is a messenger RNA of Ochotona curzoniae (black-lipped pika), 216 nucleotides long. It is a transcript of the gene DEFB124, whose product is annotated as defensin beta 124. The record is from RefSeq and is a predicted model, not a curated record. Lineage: Eukaryota; Metazoa; Chordata; Mammalia; Lagomorpha; Ochotonidae. The transcript has 2 exons. Gene Ontology annotation, biological process: cellular response to peptidoglycan; positive regulation of monocyte chemotaxis; innate immune response. Gene Ontology annotation, cellular component: extracellular region. Bases 1 to 216 code for a protein of 71 amino acids.